UCGCUCGCCACCACAGUUCGCAGUUUACUCCUCCGUCGCGUUGUGUUUGGUUCGUUCUCGUCGUCGGUGGUGCGCAAAAAAAAAUCUGGUCGGUUCUUCCGUUCCGUCGUUCUUCUGUCCUGUUGCUGCUGCUGGUGUCUAGGCUUCUUGGAAGUGACCUUUUCCGUAAAGUUUCGAAACGGUCCUAAAUUCCUUCGAUCCUAGUAGGAAGUGAGUGCAAGUUUCGAGGAACGGGAAUCGUAUUGCUCGACAGAAGAAAAUAAAUUGGAUCACGACGGAGUUCGAAGGUGAAGAAGUGCGUUUUUGUUUUGUCUCGUGUCCCCCGCAACAGCUGAUGGGAGCGGAGCUCCUGCCAAACAAGGCGACGGAGACAACAACAAGAACGGAACGGAAUCGGAAUCGGUAGUGUGAGUGUGGAAUCGUGGGUGAAGUGGCAGGAGAGGCCAGUGGCCAACAACAGCGCGCGUAGUUGUGUUGCCUUUUCAUGUUAAAUAAUUAAGAAAAUUGAGCUUCGAAUUCCUCCACUGGAAAGGAGUGCUUUGUUUUGGGUGCUGCGAAACUGCUGGUCAAUUUUGCAUCCAGUUCCGGAAUUAGAAUCUGAUUCGAAGAGGUGUGGAUUCCCGGAUCUUGCUGCCAGUCCAUGAUCACAAACCAGGCGGCAGACUGAUAUUCUUUAUACAUAACUAACAAGCGGCGGAAUUUUAAAUAGUAACACGUGUCUUAUUUUAAGCUGUGAUAAAUUCGUCAUUCGUAGAGUGACAACUGCGAAGCGUAUGAAUUGAUUUGUCAUUGUUCUUGACGUAUAAAGAUAGAAAACCAAGCAGGCCUGUGGUUUCAAUGUGGUGAAGCGAAGAAGAGCAAUCAAACGGACUGACGGAACAAGCUUCUGAGGUUUGAACCGGCAGGAUGAAAUUCGCAGAACAUCUUUCCGCGCACAUUACUCCAGAAUGGCGGAAGCAGUACAUCAAUUACGAGGAAAUGAAGGCGAUGCUGUACACGGCCGUGGAAGAGGCCCCGGCCCUGGACAGCGUCGAAGAGGACAUCAUCAAGCGGCACUUUGCCAACUUUGACGAAAACUUCUACCACUACUGCGACGAGGAGCUGAAAAAAAUCAACACCUUCUACUCGGAAAAGCUGGCCGAGGCCACUCGAAAGUAUGCCGCCCUAAGCGCCCAACUACGAACCAUGCUCGAAAACCAACAGAAGGCCAAAUCCAAGGGCCACACGCUGAAGCGUAUCAACCUUCCGUAUCGGAAAGCGCAGGAACUGAAACUGGCCUUCAGCGAGUUCUACCUGAGCUUGAUCCUGCUGCAGAACUACCAAAACCUCAACCAUACCGGCUUUCGGAAAAUCCUCAAAAAGCAUGACAAACUGUUACGAUCCGACAACGGGGCUCGGUGGCAGAAGGAACAGGUCGAAACGAGCCAUUUCUUCACCAACAAGGACAUCGACAAGCUGAUCAACGACACGGAAACGACGGUCACGACCCAGCUCGAAAGCGGCGAUCGGCAGAAGGCCAUGAAGCGCCUCAGGGUUCCUCCGCUCGGCGAACAGCAAAGUCCGUGGACCACCUUCAAGGUCGGACUGUUCAGCGGUAGCUUUGUGGUGCUAUUCAUAGCUGUGAUCUUGUCUGCGAUAUUCCACGAAAGUACUGGGGAAAACUUGAAGAUCGCGUUUCGAUUGUAUCGAGGGCCACUGUUGGUGAUCGAGUUUGUGUUUCUUCUCGGGGUCAACAUCUACGGCUGGCGAUCGUCCGGUGUGAACCACGUGCUGAUCUUCGAACUUGAUCCUCGAAAUCAUCUGUCCGAGCAGCAUCUGAUGGAGAUGGCCGCCAUUUUGGGCGUCGUUUGGACGCUGAGUUUACUGAGCUUCUUGUACAGCGCUAGCCUGAGCAUACCACCGUACGUGAAUCCGUUGGCGUUGACGAUCGUGAUGAUCGUGUUCCUGAUCAACCCGUUCAAGGUGUUCCGGUACGAGGCCCGGUUCUGGCUGCUGAAAACCAUCGGCCGCAUGGUGGCUGCACCGUUCUUUCACGUGAGCUUUGCCGAUUUCUGGCUGGCGGAUCAGCUGAACAGUUUGGUGACGGCGCUCAUGGACUUUCAGUUUCUGAGCUGCUUCUACGUGACGAAUGGCAAUUGGCUGGAUGCGGGCAAUACCAGCCAAUGUAUGGAGCAGAGCUACAUCAUACGGCCGAUCGUGAAUUGUUUGCCGGCGUGGUUCCGUUUUGCGCAGUGCCUGCGGCGUUACCGCGACUCGAGGGAAGCGUUUCCCCAUUUGGUCAACGCGGGGAAGUACUCGACGACUUUUCUGGUGGUGAUCUUUGCGACGCUGAGGAGUUACCAUUCCUCCAAAUAUGAAGACGCGUACGAUAAUCCAUAUCUGUGGCUGUGGCUACUGAGUCAGAUCGUAUCGUCCGUUUACGCGUACACCUGGGACAUCAAAAUGGAUUGGGGCUUGUUCGACAAGAAUGCCGGAGAAAAUACCUUCCUCCGAGAGGAAAUCGUUUAUUCGACUCCCUUCUUCUACUAUUUUGCCAUUAUCGAGGAUCUGUUCCUGCGGUUCGUGUGGGGCAUUUCGUACGCUCUGACGGAGAACAAAAUCGUUUCCGGCGACCUGAUGACGUCAGUGCUCGCCCCCUUGGAGGUGUUCCGUCGUUUCGUGUGGAACUUUUUCCGCCUGGAGAACGAACAUCUCAACAACUGCGGUAAGUUCCGUGCCGUGAGGGACAUUUCGAUUGCGCCGAUCGACUCGAACGAUCAAAUCAUCAUCCUCAAGAUGAUGGACGACGAAGAUGGUGUCAUUAAUAGGGACACCAAACACAAUCGAGCCAAGCACAAAAAGACCAAAGAAGACAAAAAGCCACUGCUACCAGCGUUCAAGGGUUCCCUGCAGGACCUCGCCGUGGACGUGAACAGCACCAAAAAGCUAUGAGAGGCCAAGCUGCUCAAUUUUAGUAGAAAUGUACAAAGUUGUACUUACAGUUAUAGCCAAAUUAUUUUUACCCCAUCUGUGUAGGAUCCACCAGUCGGUUCGUUCGAGCGUGGACUUAGAGCCCGAUUCCCACAUUCCUCAAGCGUAGAGCAGACUUUGAGAUUAUCGCUUCCUAGAAAGCAUAAAACCGAAUGUGUGAGAGAGUGCGUUUGUUGUUGACCAUAUUUUUUAAGGAAUAUUCACGAAUAGUUUUUUUUAGAAUAAGAAAUAAAAGUAAUAAUGCCUUAUGAGGAAAUUUAUGUACUUCCAUUUUAUUCUUGCUUGAUAACGAAAAACAAAAACGCUGAUUGAGAUGAAGAUGAUGCAAUAACGUAGGGUUAGCCUUAGAAGUGAAAGCAAAUUCGGAAAACAGGUGGAUUUUUGCUAGGUAGGAAAAGCCAUAUUUAGUGAAUGUUGGAAAGCCAAUCGUCAUACCGAUUUAGUUGUGGCAGUAUUACUUAACACCCACCCUGAUGCAGAUAAUUUUUAAAAACGAGUAACAUCCAGUCUUCAAAUAAACAGGAAACAGAUUAAGUUUUUUUUUAAUGGGACUAUUUUGUAUUACGUUAAAGACCAAAUCACGCCUGAAGGCAGUCACGAACAGCAAACGUUCGAGUCAAAAUCGUUAAUGUAUGCUAAGUGUGGAAUUUCAUUUGAUGAAUGAUAUUUUAAAAUAGCUUCCCAAACAACACCGAUCGUUACAGAUACUCGUUUGAAUGUGCUGAAUUCGCCUGAAGUGGAACAAAUUUGUGAUUUCAUUCCAAUAGAUAUAGAAACUAUUUUUAUUA
Messenger RNA from Aedes aegypti (yellow fever mosquito), 3758 nucleotides. RefSeq names its product xenotropic and polytropic retrovirus receptor 1. The record is from RefSeq and is a predicted model, not a curated record. The transcript has 8 exons. NCBI's taxonomy places the organism in Eukaryota, Metazoa, Arthropoda, Insecta, Diptera, Culicidae. Bases 907 to 2931 code for a protein of 674 amino acids. Gene Ontology annotation, molecular function: inositol hexakisphosphate binding. Gene Ontology annotation, cellular component: cytoplasm; plasma membrane; Golgi apparatus. Gene Ontology annotation, biological process: cellular response to phosphate starvation; phosphate ion transport.